Messenger RNA from Rhopilema esculentum, 8616 nucleotides. RefSeq lists its product as uncharacterized. The record is from RefSeq and is a predicted model, not a curated record. Gene Ontology annotation, cellular component: membrane. Gene Ontology annotation, biological process: cell communication. NCBI's taxonomy places the organism in Eukaryota, Metazoa, Cnidaria, Scyphozoa, Rhizostomeae, Rhizostomatidae.
AACAGCGCUGGAAACUUUGACGUAAACGGUAGACUAGAUCGGCUAAUUCUUCCUUUGCAUCUAACAAUCUAUCAACCUAUAACUAUCUGCAAACAAUCCCAGCUGGCCUUCAUACUUCUGGUGAUAAUCCUUCUUUUCCUUCAAAUCUUCCUGCAUAUCCUUGAUCCACAACUCCUCAGCUUGUAAAAUAUCUUCUGCAACAACAAUCAUUGAGGUAACUGCCGAUUUCUUCAAUAACUUAAUAAAAUUCAGCGUCAAUGCAGUAACUCCAAGCAGUAUUUUCCAACUACUAUAUCUUGUCCAAUCAAUAACUUUUGAUAUACGACAGUUGCUUUCUUCUGGCACGGUUAGCAGGGAUGUAACUUUCUUUGACUGCAAUCUAACUUCCUUCUGGCAUUCUUCCAACAUCUCUUCUUCUUCAAUCACGUUUUCUGUUAUAGGAUAACAUUCUGGAGGUCCUCUAAGCCAAUUAAGACCAUCCCACCACAGCAAAUUAUCCACUAUUUGCAAUGCAAAACAACCCCUGGAAUCAAGGCCUGCAGGGUUAUCAGUCCCAGAGCAAUGUCUCCACGAAUCCAUAUUUGUUAAUUUCACAAUCUCCAUUCUUCUUUUAUAUACGAACUGGUUGUACUCUUUAUCCGAUUUUUAUCCAAUAUAGUACACACUUGCUGUCAGUCUAACAAUAAACUCCAUUUAUGCAAAUUACAGGCUGCAGUGCUUCAUUAACAGCAGAUAACAAACGUGCAGAAAUUAAGGCAGCUAAUAUCUCCGAUCUUGGAAUAGACAUCUCUGGAGCAGAUAAUGGUCCAUGCCUUGCUUUUGAUGCUACCAACACUGAUCUCCAUUCAGCUUUCAAUUCUCCAAAAACAUGCAAGUAACUUGAUUUAAUUUCUUCAUUGAUCGGGACACAACAUCUCUUGACUGCAAUACUGACAUUUUCAAAACCAUUUCACGAUGAACUCUUGCUCUCCCUCUGAUAGUGGUUCAUCCCAGUCAUACUUCCUUCUGCACAAAUCUUGAAACAGUUGUUUCACAGGUGCAAUAAUAGGCGCAAUCAGUCCCAAUGGGUCGAACAACUUGGCGGGAAAUCUCAAGAUAUUUCUCUUUGUCCACUCUAGAUCUUUCCCAAACUCAGCAAGGUUUGCCAAUUUGAAGACAAACCAAGGAUUUCAUGCUUCUUUCCGGGUUCAAUUUCGCUUAGGUCACCCAUCAAAAUUUUUGAAUAUGAUAUUUUUUCCAUCUGAUCAACUUCAGCUUCAGAGGCAUCUACAAUGUGUUCGUUAUAUGCAGCGAUUUUCCUGCAACUACUUCGUCAUUCGCUGCCCAUUUUCCGUAAAUUGAAGCUCCCAGCAGCCAAACAGCAUGAACAAUCAUCGACGCAAAACGCUCUAAUAACUCUCUCAGCCAUUUCAAUGUUCUCCUUGUAAUACUGUCUUACAAAUCUAACGUGGCAUUUAAGCAGAACGGUGAAAAAGACAUUCCAAACAAUACAUAUUCUUUAUUCUUCCACACUAUCUUCUUCGUUGGGUCAUCUUCUUCCACAUUAUCGACCCAUGAAAAUCUCAUUAAAUCUCAUUGAUCUUCUUCAACAACAAUAUUAAAAAAUGCCUUUUCGAUGUCCGCAGCAAGGCCAAUUUCGUAUCCUCGAAAUCUCAACAAAAUAUCCAUGAUAGCAGGAGCCAUAGGUGGUCCAACAUACAAACAUUCAUUCAACGAUGGUCACGACUUCUCCUCCUUUGAACAAGCAUCGAAAACAACGCGUAAUUUCGUUGUAAGUAUGUCUUUUCACCGCUUGACAGAGGCGGAUCCAGACUACAGCAACCUAUGCAGAAGCAUAAGUCAGAUUCUUACAACAACCAAAUAAAAAGGAAACUAUCAAAUGUUUAACCAAUAGUUUCUUUGGCAAAUUCUUUAGCAACGUCUUUUCUAGAUCUGCCCCCGUUGGUACCAAUAACAUGCCGAAGGCAGGGCAUGUAAUUUGUUGACUCUCUUUCGGCCUCUGCACAAAAUAGUCGAUUGGCGAUUCUAGGCAUUUAUCUGGUCCGUAUUUUCUGAAUCCAAAAACCUGUUUGUCCCUCGAGAGCCAAUCACCGCUUGUUUGACCUCUGCAAACGUCUUGUAAGCCAAUCAUAGUGUACUUCACCUCUGCAAUAUUUGGUGCGAGCAUAGGUGAGAUUUGAUUUAUCAAAUCUGAAGUUUACCUAUGCAGUUGUUUACAGUGGACCUCUGCAAUGGUUUGUUGCAACCAAUGAAAUGGAUGUCACUGCUUCACCCUGCUAAGGAACUACAAAGUGUUUGUGUUUGUUCUGUGGUCUUGUGAUAUGACCUCUUCGUUCCGAAUGUGGGUGGCCCUGGUUCGAAUCCUACCGGGGUUGGGCAACUCAGAGGCUUUUUCCUUUGAAUUGCAGGUAAAUCUAGUCCUCUCUUUGCGAGUCUUUUCCAUGGAAUUCCAUCUUGGAACCCCUUGCUCAAUAUCAGUGAUAUUGACUUUAUUCAGAAAAAUUUGGGCGUUUCCAACACAAAAGGGCGUGGCUUCUCUUUCUGACAACCUUUGUAAUCUCCCCCACAGAGGCUAUUGGGGAGGGAGAAGGGGAAUGAGAGUUGGUGAAGCCUAUCCUUUUUUCCUUCCGUAUCUUCCUCCCGAAUGGCCUCCGCGGAGGAGAGUACAACCUUUGCAUAGGUCACAGAAUUCAGGCUUGAUCCACGCCUGCUCGAUGUAGUAAAUAAGGCACAUUUCCAGGAUCUGAUUCAUCAGAUAAAUCAACACUUUUGAUGAUGCCAUCCCGCUCUUCAUCUCUAAUGAUUCUGUCGUACGCCUUAAAUGUUUCUGGGUCUUUAUGAAGACGUUUUAACGAGGAUUUCAAACGAUCAAAAAAUCUAAUACAGAAAUAUUUCCAUUUAACUGUGAAUUGAAAAAGGCCAAUUAGUAACGUGAGCACAUGACUCUCGCUUGCCAAUCAGUGCCGCUUGCCUAUAGAAACAUUACCAAUGGAGUCAAAAGUGUGAAGAUGAACUUCUCCCUCCUGUCUACACAAUGGUGGUUUUUUCAUUAUUAUAUUAUUGAAGUAUUGAAGUUUUUGGCACAAUCUGGGUUUUCUAUUAAAUUCUAACAGAUGGCAGAAUCACAUUCUAGAAAUACAGAACACAGUGAAUUGAAAAAUAGAACAUUUUCGUAAACCAGAAAGGAUUCUUUAUACAGCAAGGAACAAAUCAACAAAAUACAGGUUAUGAACAACAACUAAUCUUGUUUCACUGUGCCAAAGAGCAUCACGUCUGCGUCAUAAUUUUGCUUCUAACGCUGUUUGCUCUACAUGAAGAAAAACGAUUAUGAAGAUGUUAUUCCAUUGUUAAUCAAUGCAAGGAAAUCGACAGUAAAAGUGCUUUUUCAUCAACUGACUUAGUUAGCAAGGGCGACCUGAAUAGAUCGGUACAACGAAUUUUGGAUUUCAAAAACAAACACGCUCGUGCUCGUCAACAUCGAUAAAGUACAGGACAAGGUAAUAUGUUGAUAGAAGGAAUGUCUUCAUUUAACGAAAGGGUACAUACAAUACAAUGAUGAUUUUUGGCACAUCUACAUAAAGGUGGUCUUGUAGCUUUAAUUCAUAAUCUAAGCUGCAAAAUUCUUGCUACAAAAUUUACCCAAAUUCACAAAUUAAACUAAAUUCGAAAGACGUAGUACAAUACCAGAAAGUUAUAUUUCAACGUAUGUAAUCUAUGAAAACCCAAGCGAAUCUUGUCGAAAAUCGUUAAGCAUCUGACGAAUCAAUAAUACCCGCGAGACAGGUAGCAUACAAAGCCAGGAACGAUGAGAUAAUAAACAUCUAAGCAAGUAACGAUGAGAAAUUAAAUAUUUAAGCCAGGAAAGAUCAGAAAUUGAAAUUUUAAGCCAGUAACGAUCAGGAAUUGAACUUUUAAGCCAGGACGAUCAGAAAUUGAAAUUUUAAGCCAGGAACGAUCAGAAAUUGAACUUUUAAAGGCUUACUUACUUGUUAUGUGAAGUCUGAAGACGCCAGUAAAGUCGACUUGACCGUUCAUACGUCUACAAAUCAAACAAAUAAAGUGUUGAGGGAAAGUUGAAUCAAAAGGAUUCGGAAACAGGGACAACCCUUGCAACGGGUCUUCCUAAAAAUCAAAUUUUCACGCGUCAAGAAUAAACACCAGGCAACAUAUAUCGCAAAUUUUCUUUUUUUGGGGGCAAGUGGGCAAAUCUGAUUUCGUUUUAACGGAAACAAAAUGGCUGAAAUUUCAGAGAAACACUUUAGUGGGGUCUGGAAACCUCUUUUGGCGUGCGGUGUACUUCAUCGAAAUAAGCAAAAUAGCAUCAGAAACCAAAUCAAAACUUCUGAAAGACCACUUACAUACAUGUAUAUCAUGUCAUGUGAUUCCAGAUCGGGAACAACCAACAGUGAUCGUUACAUCAAAAGUUAAAAAAAGUGCACUAAAAGGAAAAGCAGGGACACUGUAUCAAAAGCAAUAUCGUUGCUUCUGCAAAUGUUGGGGCCCAGACCUUCCUUGGUAUCCUAAGACCCCACACAGUUAUUGUUAUUACAUUCGGUAGUGUAAUACGUGCCGAGAUACACGGCGGCAUGUAGAGUUUUAAUUAUAAUGUUGAUUUUAUAUUUGAUUUAAAGCAGUAGUAGAUUACAUGUCUUGAAUCUCAAUACCUAAUAAGGACAACGUAUGGAAAAUAUCAAUCGACAAGUCUCAGUGAACGUGAUUAUCUAAGUUGAAACUCGUAAUAAGUUAGUUAGUUGGUUGGAGUAGAGUUGAAGUAAUGAUGGUGAUCGGCGAAAAUGUGAACAGAAUAUUGAUGGAUUUGAUACAAAAUAGUUACACAAAAUGGUGAUAUUUCUCUGAGUCUUCAUCUUACACUUCGUUUAUCAUUAAAUAUUAAGAUAGGGGCACCGCUAGAAAUAGUGGUCCCAACAGCAAACGAUUCUAACGAUAAAAAGGAAAGCGAUGGCAAAAAUGUUACGGACUACUCACCUGUGUACACCGUUCAUGACUGCUUUAUGUUCGAAAAGGAAUGGCAGCUUGCAUCGCGCAUAAUUUUUUUGAAGCGAACAAUCUUUAAAAGCGAAACGCAAAAGCCAUAAUUUCAGACCUCAAAGAGAGGGAAGAAAUGUUCUGAAAAAAUACUUGGAAAAAGUACUCGUUCUCUUUCAGGAAUGUUAGGGUUGAAAAAAGCAGAUUCGCUUCAAAAGGUUCUCUAUCGACAACUACUGACUGGAUGAGAAUCGACGUUUUAAAAACAACCAAGUUAGCGCUAGAAAAAGUCUUUGAAAAGGCUAAAAAAGGGAGCGAAGCUUUAGCAAAGAAAAUGGCCUCGUCGCGCAAGGCCCAUUGAGAGAAGUUGCGUCGCCAAUUCGGAGCGAGGGAAGCGAGUAAAUGGAGAUUUGAGACCUUUCCACACUAUAACAACCCCUGAGGAACCGAACUAACGAAGUGCAGCCCAAGGGGGUGCAGCAGUUUUUGCGGAGCUCAUGUCAGAAUUUUCGAAGGGAUUUGGAACCGAUUUAAAUGGAGCGAGCUAAUUAACAUAUUAGCCUAUUACAUAUCCGCACAUUAGUAUUAUUGUAUUGUAGAGAUAUAAAAUGUAAACCAAGUAUUUAUUUGCAGUUAUUAGCAGUCAUAGGAAGUAGAAUCACACAACGUUGUUUCGUCACAAAUCUGUACCAUUGUUCCUAGAGCCUCAUUUAACCUUGCUUUAUCGCUUCUUGUGCCUCAUAACAACACCGUAUUUGGCUAUUCUUUUGUGCUACUGGAUGAUCACGUGAGAUUAACAAUAGCCAUGACAAAAUUCGCAUAGACAAAGGAUUUGCUUGCUAUUGGCCUUUUGUAUCUGCUUGAUGGUAAUGUCAUUCUGCAAAGUUGUGUUCGGAGCUUGGCAAUUUUGUUGAGUUUGCAAGUCAAGUAGCGACAAGAAAUGGAUGUCAGAGCCAUAACUGGAAUGAAGGCAUUAAUUAUUGCUGCUAUGAGCUGCAUUUUGUUGGAUAUCACCAAUGCCAGUGUUACUGUACGAAUCGAGCUGAUAAAGUUUGAUAACCAUGGUAGCAAAGCUUAUGAUAAAGGUCGUAGCUGUUUUCUUUUUGGAAUUGGAACCUGCUGUACGUUUUUUAAAAUGUGCAUCAAACCAUCUAAAGAUAUGCCCUCUUCGUUAUCCGAUUGUUGGUUUUCCAAUCAGACGACACCUAGAAACACAAACACAAUAGACUUUGCAUCAGUGUACGUUGGUUUACCAAAAGUUAUCGAAAUUAACCGAGAUAGUUGGCCAGGGAAUAUUGGAUUUUACAUAAAGGUGUAUGACAAAGACUAUCGUGUUAUCGAUGAGCUCAUGGACAUUCAUAAAUACAGGAAAGAAGUAACUGCAGAACCGAAUGGAAGCAGACUUGUUAAUUACAACGAAACAAGCACAGGAGAAAGGCCCCACAAACCAGCUAGCAUAUUAACGUUUCAUUUACAAGUGUCUUGUGACCUGAACUACUAUGGCAACAGCUGUCAAAAGUAUUGCAAAGAAUAUGACGAUUCGGCAAAUGGACACUACGGGUGCGAUAAAAAUGGAGAUAGAUUUUGCCUAAAGGGCUGGUACAACCUGCCCAACUGCUUGCAGCAUUGUCUUCCUCAAAAUGAUAAUCUGAAAGGUCAUUAUAAUUGUUCAAAGAAUGGAACUCGAUUGUGCCAUAAAAACUGGACUGGAAUGUAUUGUAACAUCAACAAAAAUAAAGCUGUAAGUACAUUUGCUUUGCCGUCUAGUCAGAGCCUACAAUCGUUGCUAUCACAAACAAAAACUGUUCUUAAACCAAGGACGUCCGUUAUUCUGUUAUCAAGAUCAAUUGGCCACAUUACAUUGAAAUCUUCAGCAAUUUCACCGACUUUAAUGCCUUCAGUUGAAAUUCGGCAGUCAUCGAUAACCCCUCUGCUACAAAUGUCAAGGCAAAGUGUGGUCUCCUCUAGAUACAAAUUUUCAGAACAUUCCAGCCUUGCUUCUACUGCAAUGUUUCCUCAUUCUGUUUCCAAGCUACUGACAAAAUGUUCUAUCACUGCCGAAAUAAAAGCAAGUAAAGCUCCUAGAAAUAGCGCAUUGCCAUCGUCUGCAAUUUUAGGGCCUACCCAGUUAACACCAGACAACAUCGCAAGUGCCACUGACGAUUUUCAAUGGAUGGUGAGCACAAGAAGAGGAAUUCUGGUUCUAAUUGGUUUUGCACUAGCACUUGUGUUUUUGGCUUGUUUUCUCUGUGCACUCGUGAAAAUUUGCAGAAUGCGGAGACAUGCUUUACAACCUCAGCGCUUUCACAAUGAUUCGGACAAUACAGAAGAGAUUCAUAUAAAGCGUCAAUGCGACGUAAGAAAACUUAAAAGUUUGCAAAUGUGCACGGGAUGUUUUGGCGGAGUUCCAGGCCAACUAGGCAUGCAAACGCAUAAUUACCCAUACCAAAAACAAGAAACAGAUAUGUAAGCUGCAAGCACUAGAUACAAAAGAGCAAUAAAACUCAAGUAAGGAUUCCAUUUAUUGGAAAAUAAUUUUUAUUUUUAUCGUCAGUUUAAAGUUAUUUUGUGGAUUCCUUUUUUGGAAACAAUAUUACUUUUGAUUUUAACGUCACUUUCAAGUUAAUUUUUGGACUUCCUUUCUGGAAACAAUGUUACAUUUGAUUUUAAACGUUCCUUUAACAUUGAUUUUUAAAAAACUAUUUCUUGCUAGAAAGCUUUGGAAGCUAAUUUUAUGAAGCAGAUAUGUAAGCUGCAAGCAGUCGAUUCAAAAGAGCAAUAAAUUUCAGAUAAAAGAUUUUAGAAUAUAGCUUUGAAGAUGUAGACCCCAUUCUUAGUUUGCAAAUAUGAUAUUUUUAUUAUUUACACCUGUUUUUGGGUGAAAUAUUUUCAAAGGAAGUUUUCCAUUUUCAGUUUCCGAGAAGUUUUUAAAAACCGUAACAUUUUGGCCAAUAAUAUCUACUCUCAUUUUCUCAGUAAAAAUUCUUUCUGAAGUUUUUGGUCUCGAUAUAAAAUUUUUUAAAGCACUCUUAAGAUUAGGUUUUGAUGAUUUAAUCAAAUUUUUGGACGAAAAGCUUUCUUUACAUAAUUAGCAGCUAUUCAAAGCAAAUAUUCAUACAUUUCAAGCAAAAAGUUUAAUAAUCGUUUCUCGAGCAAACCUGUUUUUAAAAAAAAUUUCAAAAUUCGAUUAUUUUUCUUAACCUAUACCCUAACAUACCUAGAUCAAAAAUUGCAACCUAUAAUAAAUUACAAACAACCAACUUUAGAACAAGAAUUGUUUCAUACAAACUUUUUCUCAAUCUAAUCUUAAUAAAGAAAAAACACGUUUAAAUCAGCUUUCAACUUUAUUAAGAAAAGUUUUUAUUCUCUAAAAAAAAUCUGUUUCAAUAAAGAAUUUUUGCUAGAAAAAAACAAGGUUAUAGCCUUACAAAAAUACUAGAUUUUUGACCAAGAUUGUUUCAUCGCAAAACUGCUUCAAACUGCUCUAAAAAAGCAGAAAAACGUAUAAAACAGCUCCAAACCCUAUUGAAAGAUUUUUCAUGCCCUAAAAAUGAUCUGUUUUGAUUAAAAUGUUUUGUGCAAAAGGCAAGGUUAUAGCCUUACAAAAAUAAUAGAUUUUUGACCAAGAUU